AUGUCAUCAAUAAACAAAGAACAAAUGGAUGAAAUUUUAAAUAAAUUAAAAAUUGGUUCAAUAUUAACAAAACGAAAACGUACUGGUGACAAAGCUUCGUAUCAUUAUUUUCUUCAUAAAAAUGAACAUUUUGUAUCAUCUACUCGUGUUGAGAAUGCUUUUACUAAAGCACCACGUUAUUAUAUUCAUCAAAUUGAUGAAAUACGAAUGGGUUUAAAUACACGAACAUUUCAUCGACUUCUUCGACAUCAAUAUAUCAAACCAGAAGAUGAUCAAUAUGCUUUCUCUAUAUUCUAUAAUAAUUAUCGACGGGAAGUUCAUUUAAUUGCAGAGGAUACAGAGACCAGAGAUAGAUGGAUACAAGGUUUACAAUAUUUAAUGCAAGCACAUGGACAAAAACGACAACGACAUGUCAUUGAUGAAGCAAGUUGGAUUAUGAAUUAUUUUUAUCUGGCUGAUAAAGAUGGAUCUGAUACAUUGACAAAAAAAGAAUGUCGUCAAUUACUUGUCAAUUCGUUUAAUGCUAAAGUAUCUGACAAAGAAUUUGAAACACUUUUUAAAGAAGCGGAUAAAAGUGGUGAAGGUUUAUUAACAUCUGAUGAAUUUAUAGAAUUCUUUCGAUUAUUUACUCGACGAAAAGAUCUAUAUAGAAUCAUGAAAAAAUAUGUGAAAAAUGCUGAGAAUCAAUCGAUGGAUACAAUAACUAUGAGUGUUGAUGAAUUAUUAAAUUUUCUUCGAAAUGUUCAAAAUCAAACAGUAAUAGAACGUCCAGAAAAACAGUCGAGAUUUGAUUUUUCACUUCAAUUAAUUUCAACGUUGGAACAAGCACAAGAUUUAAUUAAUGAAUUUGAAUCAAAUAUUGAAUUAAAACAAAAAGGUCAACUUAGUCUUCUUGGUUUUAGAAAUUUAUUAUUAGCUGAUGAUUUCGCUCUAAUGAAACCAUGGUGUUCUCGUUAUAUAUAUCAAGAUAUGACAAGACCAUUGAAUAAUUAUUAUAUCAAGACAUCACAUAAUACUUAUUUAUUCAAUAAUCAAUUAAUGGGUGAUAGUAAUCCUGAAGCAUACAAUCGAGCAUUUCAAACUGGAUGUCGAGCAGUUGAAAUUGAUUGUUAUGACGGUGAUAAUGGUCGACCAAUUGUUAAACAUGGUUUUACAUUAGUUAAACCAUGUUUAUUUGAAUCAAUUAUUCGUUUUAUUGAACCAAAUCUUUUUAAAACAUCACCAUAUCCAGUUAUACUGGAUCUUGAAAAUCAUUGUUCCGUUGAACAACAACAUGAAAUGGCUCGAAUUCUACAAGAUAUUCUUGGAGAUCGAUUAGUUAGUGAAUCUUUAUUAACAAAAGAAUCAACAAAUCUUCCAUCACCAGAAGAUCUUAAAUAUAAAGUUCUUGUUCGAGGUGUUAAAAUCCCAUCACCAAUAGAUAUGCCUCAAACAAUAGAAACCAAAGACAUCAAUGGAAUGGCAAACCUUACUGUCGUCGAAAAUGCAUUAGCUAAUCUAAUUGUUUAUUUUCAAAAUGUCCCAUAUCGUGAUUAUGAAUAUGCAAAAGAUAAUCAUUUAUGUUAUCAUUCACCAAAUGUUGCUGAAAAGAAUUUCGAUAAAGCAACAAAAUCUGAUCCUAUGGGUGUUAUUAGACAAACAUUAAAAACUUCACUUCGUAUGUAUCCCGAUGGUCUCAGACAGGAUUCAAGUAAUCCAGAUCCAAUUUAUCCUUGGAAUUUUGGUGUACAAAUGGUUGCAUUAAAUUAUCAAAAUGAUGAUUCCGUUAUGUCAUUAGCUUAUGGAAAAUUUAUGGAUAAUGGAAGAUGUGGUUAUGUACUUAAACCACCCUAUUUAAUUGAUGUAGAUAAAACAUUAUUUAAUCCUUUAAAUUAUAUUGUAAAACCAAAAACACAUUCCGAUCAUAUUAUUGAAUCACCUCAAUGUGUAAUAAUAACAAUUAUUAGUGCACAAUUUUUAUCUCGAGCAAAUGAAACAACAAGUGAUAUUCCUGAUCCAUAUGUUAUGAUAUCAACACAUGGAAUAGCAUGUGAUCAACAAACUCAAAAAACCAAAACUAUAGAAAAUAAUGGAUUUGAUCCUGAAUGGAAUGAAACAUUUCAAUUUGAUAUUCAUUUUCCGCAAAUGUGUCUUGUACGUUUUGAUGUUUACGAUCAUGAUACAUUUUCAAGAGAUGAUAGACUUGCUUAUUUUUGUUUACCAUUGACAACAAUGCAAUCAGGUUAUCGUCAUAUUCAUUUGAGAGCUAAAAAUAAUAAUUUAACUUAUUCAACAUUAUUUAUACAUGUACAAUUUAAAGCUAUUUAA
Adineta steineri is the source of this 2307-nucleotide messenger RNA. The record is from the annotation of a GenBank genome assembly. NCBI's taxonomy places the organism in Eukaryota, Metazoa, Rotifera, Eurotatoria, Adinetida, Adinetidae.